Molecule: messenger RNA, 2149 nt
Organism: Gloeophyllum trabeum ATCC 11539
Lineage: Eukaryota; Fungi; Basidiomycota; Agaricomycetes; Gloeophyllales; Gloeophyllaceae
Exons: 6
Coding region: 104-1894 (596 amino acids)
Biological process (GO): exocytosis; piecemeal microautophagy of the nucleus; endocytosis
Cellular component (GO): cytosol; membrane; intracellular membrane-bounded organelle
Molecular function (GO): sterol binding
Source: RefSeq, a predicted model, not a curated record
AGGUUACAGGAAGACUCCAACCUUGAUACCCGUAAAUACCGACUUGCUUUCUCAUUCAUCCGCCUUUAUUCCACGACGCGUCUCUCAAACUUUGCCUAUUCUGAUGUCCUCGUCCACAACCGUUACGGACGGUCCUGAGUUGCAAGAGUAUGAUCCUGAAGCCCCUGGACCUGCCAUUUCGGUCCCGGACUCGGGGGACACUGGGGAGGGUGGCAAGCUGAAGAUGAUUGUACAGUUAUUGAAGAAAUGUCUGGGUGUGAAGGAUAUUGCUGCCAUGCGUCUGUCUUUGCCUGCAUCGCUACUGGAACCUAUACCUAACCUGGAGUACUGGCACUACCUGGACAGACCGGAUUUAUUCGCCGCUAUCAAUGAUUCCGAUGACCCCUUUGAGCGCAUGUUAGCCGUUAUUCGGUUUACGUUCACCAAGGAUCUUAAGUUUAUUCGUGGCAAGCCUUGCAAGCCGUAUAACUCCGUUCUCGGAGAGCACUUCCGCUGUACUUGGGAUGUCAUUCCAGUGAAAUAUCCUUCCGACCCCAGGGCGCCGCCAAUCAAUCGGACAUACGUUGCGCCCGUCUCUUCCGAGAACACCUCAUCAGCAGGCUCCCAGCGCAUCAUCGCGCCCCGCCUCAUGCAGUCCCAGUCGGAGACGGCGAGCGUCAAGAGCAUCAAGAGCACCAAGAGCGCCAAGAGCGCUCGCAGCGGCUUCAGCUUCAUGUCCUCCGUCGGCUGGAGCACGCCCGCGACGUCCCCGCCGCUCAGCGAGACCAACCUGGAGGCGGACAUGUCGAACCUUAGCCUCACGCACUCGAGCUCGGAGAACAUUAUUGAGGAGGACGAGGAGGCGUCGUCGGAGCCGCGCGUGCGCAUCGUCUACCUCACCGAGCAGAUAUCCCACCACCCGCCGAUAUCGGCGUACUUUGCUGCGUGUCCCUCUCGCCAUCUAGAGUUGACGGGGAUUGACCAGAUCAGUGCGAAGGUCUCUGGGACUACUGUGCGCGUCGGCCCGGGGUCAUUCAACAAGGGUAUAUUCAUUCGUAUCACUGGCGGGCCUGGUGAAGGGGAGAUGUAUAGGGUUACGCAUCCAGUUGCGCAGGUUAAUGGCAUAUUGAGAGGGAAUUUCUAUGUCACCGUCGGUGACUCGACGAUCAUCACCUGCAGUGGUGGGAAAGGUAACGACAAGCUACGGACGAUCAUUGAGUAUAAGGAAGAGUCUUGGCUAGGGAAGCCGCACUACGCCCUGGAGGGGGUUAUCCACACGUACACGGAGGGCGAGAGCGAAGUCGAGGAGUGGACCAAGGUGAAGCACGUCCCGCAGACGCGCGUGGUGGCCGUCUUCGAGGGCUCGUGGAGGGGCGUCAUACGCUGGCGCCGCGCGUCAUCCGCAUACUCUGCCCCGACCACACCGGCGGCGUCCCAGUCGUACCUGUCCGCAGCGACGUCGCUGCUGUCGUCCAGCCACUCGUCGUCCGAGUCGUCCGCGUCAAGCUCCCGGUCCGACUUGAGUGGUGCCACAGCGAACGCCUCCGGUGCAUCUGAGUGGGCGACAUUGCUCGACCUGACGCCGCUGCACGUCGUGCCGAAGUCUGUGAGGCCGCUCGAGAAGCAGCUGCCUGACGAGAGCAGGAAGUUGUGGCAGGACGUCACGGCCAACUUGCUCAAGAAGGAGUACAGCGAGGCGACGAAGCACAAGCACGCGAUUGAGCAGAAGCAGAGGGACGAUGCAGCGGAGAGGAAGCGGAAGGGGGUCGAAUUCGUCCCGAAAUACUUUGAGAAGGAUAUCGAGUCCGGCAUCCCCGUGCUCACCGCGGAGGGGAGGAAGCAGAUCGAGCACGAACUCCAGGAGCCGGCAAGCUAUCCCGUUGAAGGCAAGACCGAGAAGCAGGAGGCUUCAUGAUACGACAACGCACCCAGUUAUGGGUGCUCAUCAAUUACGACCCUUUUAUGACUGAACGAUUUCCUCUUGCUCCAUCUCCAUCUGAAGGCUCUGACACAUUUAUCGUGUUUUGUUUAUAGCUGGUAUUCGGAUCUUGUUAUGUACCUAUUAUCUUGUUUGCUGCGAGUAUCGUAGUGGUCGCUUUGGACUUCAACAACAACAACACUAACACCAAUAACAUCCCCUUAACCCCAUGCAUAUGCAUAUGUAGUAGAC